UGCUGUGAGCGGUGGAUGCGAGGUGGGAAAAUUCAUUCUAUCGUGUGUCUGCUAACCUGUAACAUAAACAUGAUUGUCAGAAGAAGUUUGUAGCUUUACAGAGUAUAUGACACACAGAGACACUCUUCAGUUAUUCGUUCAUCUCCGGAAAUGAUGUGCCCUAUACCCCUUCUGGUAAAGUAGGUCUAUCUGCAGGUGCACAGUACUACAGAGCGUGACGACUACAUGACACACGACUCAAAGCGCUCACAGUUUGAUCACCAAAAGAUUAUUUACAGAGGCGCAGGCCUCAGCAUCCCUGCGUGUGGAGGCCGAAAGCCCCUGGGUGAGCACAGAAUACAAACCAAGACUGUGAGUUUCUCUGGGAACUCGCAGCUCACCUGUAGUGCAGCAUGAAGAUUGCUGUAGAAGGCUGUUGCCAUGGGGAGCUGGACAAGAUCUACGAGACAAUUGCAUACCUGGAGAAAAAGGAAGGGGUGAAAGUGGACCUGCUGCUUUGCUGUGGAGACUUCCAAGCCGUGCGAAAUGAAGGAGACAUGAAGUGCAUGGCGGUACCAGCCAAGUACAGAUCGAUGCAGACCUUUUACAAGUACUAUUCUGGAGAGAAGAAGGCUCCAGUCCUGACCAUCUUCAUUGGAGGGAACCAUGAGGCUUCCAACCACCUGCAGGAGCUGCCUUAUGGAGGCUGGGUGGCACCAAACAUUUAUUAUCUGGGUUAUGCUGGUGUUAUUCGCUACAAAGGCAUUCGAAUCGGUGGCUUGUCUGGAAUCUUCAAAUCACGUGACUACAGAAAGGGUCACCAUGAAUUCCCUCCGUACAAUCCUGACACGCUUCGAAGUGUAUACCACAUCCGAAAUGUUGAGGUAUUCAAAUUAAAACAGAUCAACAUGCCCAUAGACAUUUUCAUGAGCCACGACUGGCCUCGUGGAAUCUACUACUAUGGGAGUACGGGGGAACUGUUGCGAAAGAAGAAAUUUCUGCGUCAGGAAGUGGAGUCCAACACUCUGGGAAGUCCUGCUGCUGAGGAGCUGCUAGCUCACCUCCAGCCCAGCUACUGGUUCUCUGCACAUCUUCAUGUGAAAUUUGCUGCUGUUAUGCAGCAUCCGCCUAAAGGUAACGCCCCCCCACGUGUAACAAAGUUCCUGUCCCUGGAUAAAUGUCUGCCCUACAGGGAAUUCCUACAGAUUGUGGAUGUUCCAGAGAGACCGGGUUCAUCUGAGGGUCUGGAGUAUGAUCCAGAGUGGCUUGCGAUCCUGAAGGCCACCAACAGUCUACAAAGGACCACCCCACACCCCUGGAACCCCCCAGAGAACAAUGGCCUGCACGAGCGGUGGGACUUCAGAGCUUCAGAAGCAGCUAUGAUGGAGGUGGUGGAGGAUUUCAACGGUGAACUCACCAUUCCAGACAACUUUAGCCGGACUGUGCCACCCUACGACCCCAACAAGCCCCAGCCCCAUGCCAGCCCCAGCUGCAACACCAACCCUCAGACCACAGAGCUCUGUGCCACGCUAGGCCUCACAGACAUCUACGCCCAGGCUGGGCAGGGAGGAGAUGACCUGGGGAGAGUUCAGGGCAGUAUCGUAGGGGAGGAGGAGGAUGAUGAAGAUAGACACAGUGUAGGGAGUGUGGACGAGCCCAGCGAGUACCCGAGCGACACUUCGGGAUUGUCAAGCUCGUUUAAUCCCGACGAAAUCACGAUAGAGGAUGAGUGGGAAGAAGAGGAGGGAGAGAAGGGAAAGGAGGAGGUUGAAGGGAGGUCGAACGCAGCAGUAAAGGGAGAUAAGCUCUCUAAUGCACCUGUAGGUGAGUUUAACACCGCCAGCCGGAUGGUGCUGCCCGAGCCCAAAUCUGAGGCCUCACCCACUCGUCUGUCCAACAUCAUGAACCUGCCGCCCCCCUUCCACUCCACCCCUGCAGUAGCCCGGCUUCAGCCUGGAGCAGAAGAGGAAGGACAGUGCGAGGGCGACGAUGAGGAUGCCACAGCUGUACGUAUGCUAAAACGUACCAGCGACGAGACCGGGGAUCCUGGCAGCAGAGGCACAACACCCAGAAUCAAACGCAGGAACCAGGUCAUCUAUACAGCAGCGGAGGAUGACGAGGGUGAGGAUUAGAGGUCAGGGUGAGAGAAAGCAGAAGGCAAGGACCCAUGAGUGUAAUUCUCCGUCAGUUUAUCAGUUCUGUUCAUGUUCAGUAUAGAAUCCAAAAUCAGAAGAAAAACACAAAAAACACGAACAAAUAAUAGUUCAUUUUUUGUACUUUAGAUUUUACACUCAAGUCAAAAAGAGGAAAUGAACAAGCUUUGAUUUUUAUCUUAAAAUUUAAAUAUUUGGGCUCUAUGCGUGUACUGGGAUGGGAAUGGGAAUGUUUUUAAGAUUUUUCAAUAUCAAAAUGAUUCAGCGAUAGUUGUCAGCAGAAAUGAAAUGUUAUAGUUAAUUGGGCAAAUUUUAUUUGACAAAAUGUAAAGAAAUCACUACUCACUGAAUCCACAUUAUACAUUAUUAUACUGCUAUUUCUUGUUCAUCUGACUUGUAACAUUUUCCAAAAGACUUGCUGAUGUUCAUAUUAAUUUCAUGAAAUCAGGUUGACCCAGUCAGUGUAUUUGCUGCAAAGUGAGUGAUCAAUUCGAACACAUACUCGAUUUUAUGCUCAAAUCAAAAGUACGAAAAAGUAUUAGUUGCGUUGGAUUGAUAAAUGAAUAACGACAAGGAAUCUUUUUUUUUUCUGAUUUUGGACUCCCAAUUGAACAUGAAAAAAAAGGAAUGAUACAGGGAUUGUACUGAUGUACAGAUUUACUGUCUGCCUUUUCUGCAGCUACUGACAUGAGCUGUACAAGCAUAAAAUCCGGCAUUAUUAAAAUGUCCUAAAAGCAGACUGUACAUGACAAAAGAGCAUUUCUGGAUUUAGUUUCUACAGAAAGGUGGUUAUAGCUAUGUUGUCUCUUUGUUAAAAUAUGAUUUUUAUAUAUAUUUUAAUCUAACCGACAUAGAAUUUUAGGAAACAUUUCUGUUUUUUUAUACAUGUCAUUUCAAGACAACAGCAAUGAUUAAAGAGGCUGGAAAAUUAAAA
Molecule: messenger RNA, 3066 nt
Organism: Morone saxatilis (striped sea-bass)
Lineage: Eukaryota; Metazoa; Chordata; Actinopteri; Moronidae
Gene: dbr1
Product: debranching RNA lariats 1
Exons: 10
Coding region: 393-2111 (572 amino acids)
Biological process (GO): mRNA splicing, via spliceosome
Cellular component (GO): nucleus
Molecular function (GO): RNA lariat debranching enzyme activity
Source: RefSeq, a predicted model, not a curated record